AAUUCUUUGAAACAUAAUUAAAUAAUUAAAAAAAACCAAUUAUCUUACCAGCAAAGAUAAACAUCACAUAACAAAGCGAUAAGGUAUGCCAGGGGCCUCUACAGACUUAGGAGGAGCACACCCAGUUUAUUGUGGAUGGGAGUAUUUUUUUAUACCUCAGAGUGGGCACGUCGGACUUGUGAGACACAUGAAUGAUAGGGACGAUUCAAGUUUAAUAUGUGAGGGGAGUAAUGGUGCAAGAAAAUGUUUGAACUAUACCGGUUACGAAGAAAAUUCUACUAUUAAGCGGUUCAAGAAAAUCCCCAAGAGAAAAGUUGCUUUGCUUUUAUCUUAUUCUGGCGCUAAAUAUUAUGGAAUGCAACGGAAUCCAGGUGUGGAAACCAUUGAAUCUAAGUUACACGAGGCUUUAGUGAAAGCGGGAGCAAUAUCUCCUUGGAACGCAGAUUCUCUGAGCAAAAUAAGUUUUCAACGUUGUGCUAGAACAGAUAAGGGGGUCAGCGCUCGGGAAAAUGUUGUGUCUUUAAAGGUCCAUAUGACAGAUAACUUGCAAGAAAACAUUAACAAUUUUUUACCGCCGGAUAUUCGGGUCAUGGGUAUUCAGAGGUGCACCAAGUCGUUUAAUAGUAAAAAUCAGUGCACUGCUCGCUUAUACGACUACAUACUGCCAACAUUUUCUUUUGCGAAGUCCUUGCAUCUUACGAAUGACACUUAUAGGAUAUGUCAAACCACCUUAACUAAUAUUCGAAGGCUACUGAAAGUCUUUGUUGGUACCCAUAAUUUUCACAACUAUACUUCAGGAAAGGAGUUUACAGAUGCCAGUGCCAUCCGGUUCAUCAUGGACUUCACCUGUGCCGAACCAUUUGUUAUGGAAGGCGUGGAAUUCAUACGUCUUUCCAUAAAAGGGCAAAGUUUUAUGAUCCACCAAAUAAGAAAGAUGAUAGGGUUGGUCAUAAGCAUCGUUAGGGGGUUGUGUGCGGAAACUUAUAUUACUAAAACUUUUUCAAACUUGAAAGUCCAUGUGCCCAAAGCCCCCGGACUCGGCCUUCUUCUGCGGCAAGUGUUCUUUACGGACUAUAACCGAAAGUGUAAUAACGGCUCAUCAGGAGGGAUCAACUGGGAUUCUUCCUGGGAAGCCCUUGAAGAGUUUGAAAACAAGGUUAUAACUCCGCAUAUCAUUACCACGGAAAAGCAAGAGGGAUCGAUGGGCAACUGGUUAAUCAAGUUGUACAGUUCGCAUGACUUUUGCGUUCCUGAAAAUGAAACAUGCAGCAGUGUUCAGCAGGCCCCCUAAAAGUAUGUAAGCUUUUUAAACAGAGUAAGCAUGCACCUCAUGUGUCUCUUGUAGCAUGUUUAUAGUGCUUGCAAAUGAGUCAAUAGCGCAGAAGAGUUUUUACGGACUGCAUUAUAUAUUAUAGACAUCAGAUGAUCUUUCUUGUCAGUUCGUUCGUUUUGUAGUAGGAAAUAUUUGUUAAUUUUUUUUUUAAAAAAAUUAUUGAGGUG
Zophobas morio is the source of this 1500-nucleotide messenger RNA. RefSeq names its product pseudouridylate synthase 1 homolog. The record is from RefSeq and is a predicted model, not a curated record. Gene Ontology annotation, biological process: mRNA pseudouridine synthesis; tRNA pseudouridine synthesis. Bases 86 to 1291 code for a protein of 401 amino acids. The transcript is spliced from 15 exons. Gene Ontology annotation, molecular function: pseudouridine synthase activity; RNA binding. NCBI's taxonomy places the organism in Eukaryota, Metazoa, Arthropoda, Insecta, Coleoptera, Tenebrionidae. Gene Ontology annotation, cellular component: nucleus.